Messenger RNA from Sardina pilchardus (European sardine), 5129 nucleotides. It is a transcript of the gene rgs19, whose product is annotated as regulator of G protein signaling 19. The transcript has 6 exons. NCBI's taxonomy places the organism in Eukaryota, Metazoa, Chordata, Actinopteri, Clupeiformes, Clupeidae. The record is from RefSeq and is a predicted model, not a curated record. Bases 283 to 942 code for a protein of 219 amino acids.
UGUCCUUCCUCUUUGGGGCUGGAGUCGGGUAAAGGAGAAGUAGGAGACUUGAGGCAUGGUGUUCUUCCUCCUCCUGGCCUCCAGUCGCCACUCAAUGUCCCUCGCGGCGCACAGCUAGCUGCUUAGACAAACGCUAAAGCUCAGUCCCUUCAGGAACAUACAAGAAAAUCGUACUGGGGGGGGAAAAAUGAGUGGUCUACGGCCAGGGGGAUGACAUGCAUGUGUCCAGGCUGUUAACAACGUUGAGGAUUUUAAGACUAUUAGGCUGCCAGCACCCAAGCCAUGAUGGACAUACUGUACACAGGCCCUGUCCCGGCAGACCGCGAGUCUCCCAUGGCUCGCAGCGAGACGUCCCCCGGCCGGACGCAGGGCUCGUCCCAGCGGCCUAACGCCUGCUGCUUCUGCUGGUGCUGCUGCUGUAGCUGCUCAUGUCUCACUGUUAGGAAUGAAGACGAAAGACGCGGCAGGAAAACGUCCCAGGACACCAAGCUGGAGACCAUACCAAACUGUGAACCUUGCCCCAAACCUACGGUAGAGGAGAUGCGGCUGUGGGCUCAGUCCUUCGACAAGCUGAUGAAGAACCCGGCAGGGCGGAACGUGUUCCGCGAGUUCCUGCGCACCGAGUACAGCGAGGACAACAUGCUCUUCUGGCUGGCCUGCGAGGAGCUCAAGAAGGAGCUCAACACAAGCAUGGUGGAGGACAAGGCCCGCAUGAUCUACGAGGACUACAUCUCCAUCCUCUCACCCAAGGAGGUGAGUCUGGACGCCCGCGUGCGCGAGGGCAUCAACAAGAAGAUGCAGGAGCCCACGCAGCACACGUUCGAGGACGCGCAGCUGCAGAUCUACACGCUCAUGCACAGGGACUCCUAUCCCCGCUUCCUCAACUCCUCCAUCUACAGGUCACUGGUGCACACAGGCUCACGCUCCUCCUCCGAAUCGUAGACCCCACUCCACCCGGGACCCCCACCCACCCCCCACCCCUAAAACCUCCAGACCAACAUAUGGACCAGCUGUCGGCCUUGUUCACUUGCAGUCCCUUCUGAUUUUUUUGUUCUUCUCUUUUUCGCCCCGUCCUGAUCAUUUCUCCUGACCUCCGCCCCCUCCCCCACCCACCACCACCCAGGAUUGCAUUUUUAUUUUUCUUCUUCUUCUUUUUUUCCCCUGCUUCCCUCGCCCUCAAGAAAGGACAUUUAGCCAGAGUCUCCACCUGUCUCUCUGACUCUCUCCAUUGCACAAACCACUAAAGGAGAAAAAACGUCAUCACUUUGGUUUUGUUUUGUUGUUUCCUUUAAAUAGAUUUUCUUUUUUGUUUGAGAGGGGAUUGGAUAUCGAUGGUUGUUGUUGUCUGUGUUGUAUUUGUUGCCUCUGUUUGGAGAAGGUCUCUGUGGAUUUUGCGAAACUCUGCACAGACUCAACUGGAAGACACAGGGUCCUUUUGUGGAAGAUGCUCUUUUUUUUGUUCCUGUUUUCACGUAUCUUUUGUUGAUCAUUCCACUGCCUGUGGUUCCAGCUACUACAGCAUCAACUACUGAUUUACAAUGAAAAGAAACGUUUUUGUUUCCUCGUUUCGUUUCAAAACUGCAAAUGUGUGUAUAGACAUAUCUUUUAUUUUGUCUUUGGUUUUUUGGGGGGGGCAGGGGGGGUUUGGUUUGUUUUCUCCUGAUGUCAUAUGUUGAAGAGAGCCCAGAGACCCGCUGCAAUAAGACACUGGAGUGGAUGUUGCUACGCGCGGUCCCCACCCCAUCACCGGGCAGGAGUUUCUCCCAACCUGCCGCUGCACUGUUUUCAGCCAGCUGUCCAGUCAACACUCCUCAGCCACCCAACCAGACUCCCACCCACCCACCCACCAGACCUCACCUUCAGCUCAGCCUCACCUGUGCACAUCACUGCGUCACCACCAAUCCCACAGCUCACCCACCCACCCACCCACAUGACCUGCUCACUGUCCAGCGCUGCUGUGAUUGGCUCUCUGAGGAGUGUGCAGAGCUAAGCAGCAGGAGGAGGAGGGGCAGGAGAUAGAGGGGGCGGGCUCAAGGAUUCCCAGGUGCAAAAAAAACAAAAAGAAAAAAAAAAAGGAAUUUAGACCGAAAUAACGCUGAAAUAAAAAGAACUGCUAAACAACUGAUAAACAACAACGAAAAAGAGAAAAAUUAAAAAAAAUAUGAAUGGAGAGCAGGACUACAGAAAGAGACCUGAAAAAGAAGAGAAAAAAACAUGCCUAGGUCUUAAUUAGACUCAUCACAGAAAUGCAUUUAAAAAAAUAGUAUUAUUAAUGUUAUUUAUUUUCUAUUUUGUUAAAACUGUGAUUUUACUUCUUAUUUUUUUUUACUUUUAUUUUCCUUGUCUGUAUAAUUAUAGAAAUCUGGAACAGCCAACAUGAAGCCAAGCAAGCUGUUGAUCGCUCAACACUCGAGUGCACUUGUUCAGCUCCCUAUUUUGUAUCCCCUGUAAAAGGCUUGUCUCUCUGGCGCCUCCUCUUGGUCAUAUGUGGUACUUUUUCUUUGUGCGGGUGUCCUGUGUGUUCAGUGGAAGUGCCCACAUGCGGUAUGUUAUUCUUUAGGCGCUCUCUGUCUCCUCCACUCUCCUUUAUCACUAAUCUUUCUUUCUUUCUUUCUUUCUCUAUCUCUUGCUCUCUGUCUCUCUCUCUCCCUUUCCAUCCCUCCUCUCUGUUCUCUUGAGGAGUGUCCACUAGAGAUCACACUGUUUGAGUUUGACUUGUGCUACAUUUAGCUUUUUAGUUGUUAUGGAGCACAUUUCAGAGAGCUCCCGGUUUCAAUGAAUGUUGGCCUCAUUCAACUUCACUUACAGAUCGCGUGUGUGUGUGUGUGUGUGUGUGUGUGUGUGUGUGCGUGCGUGUGUGUGUGUGUGUGUGUGUGUGUGUGUGUGUGUGUGUGUGUGUGUGUGUGUGUGUGUGUGUGUGUGUGUGUGUGUGUGUGUGUGUGUGUGUGUGUGUGUGUUUGACUGCUUACUCAGUCUAGCCCAGUUCAGCCUCACUCCUCUUCCCUUUGAAUUUCCAGUCAGUCAGUCAGUCACUCUCUGCAGUGACUGUGUCCAAUGACUGAAUAUAUCACCACAGUACAGCACAGCUCAGCUCAGCGCAGUAUACUAUAGGGCCGUAUCAGAGAAACAGCGUACUCUGCUAUCUGUUCUGAUACUGCACACUCAGCAGUGUUGGUGAAGUUGUCAGAGCUCUGCCUCCUACACAGUGCCCUAUGAGCUGGCCAUAUCUGCCACCAAAACUAGUAUUCCUUGGCAAUUGUACAUGUUAGUGAGAAUCAUUGGGAUGAAUUAGCCAUCACCAACCAGUGGCCAUUGCCAAGUGUCUUGUUUGUCAAAGACAAACAGGGAUCUUGUUUAGUCUCUGCUGUUGGUAGACCAAGGGUGCAAUGUUAGGUACUGAUGCUACUGAUGUUGAGGCCACUGCCACCCAGUCCUCGCUCUGCAGACACCUUCUCUGGCCCCAGGUGAACUCACCUGGACGUCCUGCAGGAGAGCUGAUUGUUUCUUAUUGUUUACAGAGAUUGGGAAGGGCUUAACCUGGGCUUCAUGUUGGGCGUUGUUUUCACACCGGAGGUGUUUUUUUUUUCCUCAUGGGGAAGGAAGUGAGCGAGAGAGUGUGUGUGCGUGCAAGUGAGUGAGUGAGUUGGUUUGCCCGGUGGGUAGAACUGUUAGCUGAAGCUUGCACCCUUUGCCCUUUGCGCCACACAAGAAUGUGCCCCUAGAAGAACUUCCGCAUCGAGAAAGCACAUCCAAACCACCAAGAAGCCAGCCCUGCCCGAGCAGCGUUCUGCUAGCUGUGAGUCAUAACGGAGGCCUGUAUUAUCUGAUCUGCCGUCUCGAUGUAACAGAAGAAUCGCAGAUGCAGGUAGUCGUCUCACACACGCAUGGCCAGUACGUCAGAAACGCUGUGUCGGUUGGCCAGUGGUGACUCUUCUGUUAUGUCCAUCUGUUCUCAAAACAACUUUGUGGUGAAAAUAAGAACACAAACCACUGCGGUGUCACAAUGCCUCCCACUUAGUCCCGCCUCAGAGUGACAAGCCAUGCAUUCAUACAAACUCGAAGCCUCACUUUUUCUGAAUGCCAGGAUGUAAUUCUAUUCAAUUGCCUUUUUCAUCCCAAGUACCCAACACCUGUUGAUGGACUCUUGAGAACACACACACACAUAUACACACUCACACACACACACACACACACACAAGAGUAGAACACAACUAGGACUUUGUGCAAAAGAAGAAAGACAGAAAGAAAAAAAGGAAAAAAAAAAACUUAUUUACAAGAGCAACAGACCGAUCAGGCUAAUCCCUCCUGCCCGCCUUGCGGUGGGUCAGCCUUCAUUACGUAUCACUCCACUGCAGCUUGCUGCGGCCGCCAUGGAAACCUACUCUCGUUCCUCUCCACCACUCUUGUCGUGUGUCCAGCGUGUCGUCUCUCUCUCUCUCUCUCUCUCACUCUCUCUCUCUCUCUCUCUCUCUCUCUCUCUCUCUCUCUCACUCUCUCUCUCUCUCUCUUUCUCUCUCUCUCUCUCACUCUAACUGGUGCUGCAGCGCUCUAGGCGUUCCUCGCGCUUGUGUUAAGCGGGAAAUUGAGUUUGGUGGGUGGGUACGAUUUUGGGUGUAGGUUUGGGUUGGGUCGGGUAGGAGUCUAGGGAUUUUAACAGGCAGUUUAGCCACUAAAUGCCUCAUCCAUUCACUUGAUGGAAUUCACUCCCAUUUUUUUAUGUUGCGUGUUUUGAGAUUCAGAUUAUUUCUCUCUCUUGAAUAUUUUGUAAAUAGAAUACAGUACACACAUAUUUAUAUAUACUUAGACCUAUUAAAAAAUACCUAAAUUUAUGUACCAUGAAAUUGAGAGAUUAUAAUAAGAUGUUUUUAUUUAGCAUUGAAUGAUUUUAAACUUGUUUUUUUUCUUGCCAAAAGAAUGAAUGAGUCGCUGUUUUUUUUUUUUCAUAUGUGUGUGUGUGUUUGUGUGAGUGUGGCAGGUGACUGAAGCCUUGGGAUUUCACUUUUUUCCCCUCAAGGAUUUCAUGCUCAGAAGAUUUAUGUUGUGCAUGAAGGUGCACUGUUUAAAGAGAAAUGUGUAUAAUAUAUGUGUGUAUAUAUGAGCAUAUAUAUAAACAUAUAUUUGGUAUUGUU